UUUGUGAGGUAUUCCUAAAGAGUGGGAGCAAAAUUGUAGCGAUGGCUUCUAAUCCAAUCGGAAUGAAGAGAAUAGCCAUGGCGAGUACAUCUUCCGUAGGCAUUUCAGUUCUUCCUCUUUCCCAGCUGAAGCCAAUUACUAUUCAAGUUCCAUGUAAAGAAAGAGUUAUUUCUCAUAGAUUUUCAACAACCAGAAAUCCUUCUUAUUCAGCAAGAGAAUUUCACGGGUUAAUAUCUAAGAAAAUGACAUUUAUAACCCCCAGAUGCAGCAAUUCCUCAACCCCUGAUGGUGUUACUGAUGACUCAUCUACUAAAAGCAAGGUUCCAUUUGGGUAUAGUAGGAAAGAUGUUCUUUUUAUUGGACUUGGAGUAACGUUUUUUGGGAUUGGUCUAAAAAGUGGAUUGGAGUUUUUUGGAGUUGAUCCUUUGCAAGCUGGGAAUGUUGUCCAGUUAGUGUUGGUGUUAGGUCUUACAGUUGGAUGGAUUUCAACUUAUAUUUUUCGGGUCUCAAAUAAAGAAAUGACAUAUGCACAACAGUUACGUGACUAUGAAAUGAAAGUUAUGGAGAAACGGUUGGAGGGUCUAACUGAAGCUGAACUACAAGCCUUGCUUGAACAAGUGGAGGAGGAAAAACGAUUACCAAGAGAAUAAUUAAACCUCAUUUAGCAUGUACACUUUUUUGUAAAUGAUGAUUAUACAACACGAAAACAGAGUAAACAUGUAUAAAUUUUCAGCAGCAAUCAUCCGAUGUAUAUGUUAUGUAGCACAAUGUACAACUCUUUGGAUGAAGGAAUUUAGAUCCCAAGGAUGAAACUUUAUGUA
Molecule: messenger RNA, 821 nt
Organism: Lactuca sativa (garden lettuce)
Lineage: Eukaryota; Viridiplantae; Streptophyta; Magnoliopsida; Asterales; Asteraceae
Source: RefSeq, a predicted model, not a curated record